AUGACUGAAUUUGAAUUGCCUCCUACCUAUUCCUCCGCCGCCAACGACUUGCGGUCGGACACUUUCACCACUCCAACGCCAGAGAUGAUGCAGGUUGCCCUAGAGGCGUCCGUCGGGGACGCCGUCUACGGUGAAGACGUUGACACUGUCAGGCUCGAGCAGACGGUCGCCCGCCUUGCCGGUAAGGAAGCAGGUCUGUUCUGCGUCUCCGGUACGCUGUCCAACCAAAUCGGUAUCAGAACUCACUUGAUGCAGCCCCCAUACUCCGUUCUGUGCGACUACAGGGCCCACGUUUACACGCACGAGGCCGCGGGUCUUGCCAUUCUGUCUCAAGCCAUGGUCGUCCCCGUGAUCCCUUCCAACGGUGACUACAUGACCUUGGACGACAUCAAGGCCCACUACGUCCCUGACGACGGUGACAUCCACGGUGCCCCCACUAGACUGAUCUCUUUGGAAAACACCUUGCACGGUAUCGUCUACCCAUUGGAAGAGCUGGUCCGCAUCAAAGCCUGGUGUAUGGAGAACGGGCUCAAGCUGCACUGUGACGGUGCCAGAAUCUGGAACGCCGCUGCGCAAGCUGGCGUCCCAUUGAAACAGUACGGAGAAAUCUUCGACUCCAUCUCCAUCUGUCUGUCCAAGUCCAUGGGUGCUCCUAUCGGGUCCAUCUUGGUCGGGAACCUCAAGUUUAUCAAAAAGGCCACUCACUUCAGAAAACAACAAGGUGGUGGUAUCAGACAGUCUGGUAUGAUGGCCAGAAUGGCCCAGUACAAAAUCGACGGUGACUGGAAGGCCCAACUGCUGUACUCUCACUCGCUCGCCCACGAGCUGGCCCGUUUCUGUAGCGACAAAGGCAUCCCGCUAGAGUCCCCCGCAGACACCAACUUCGUCUUCCUAGACCUAAAGUCCGCCAGAAUGGACCCUGACGUCCUUGUCAAGAAGGGUCUAAAGUACAACGUCAAGCUAAUGGGUGGCAGAGUAUCCUUCCACUACCAGAUCACUAGAGACACUCUAGAAAAAGUUAAGCUGGCCAUCUCUGAGGCCUUCGAUUAUGCAAAGGAGCAUCCCUUCGAUUCCAACGGUCCUACCAAGAUUUACCGUAGUGAAUCCACCGAAGUCGACGUGGAUGGCAAUGCCAUUCACGAAAUAAAAACCUACAAGUACUGA
Messenger RNA from Saccharomyces eubayanus, 1164 nucleotides. It is a transcript of the gene GLY1, whose product is annotated as threonine aldolase GLY1. Lineage: Eukaryota; Fungi; Ascomycota; Saccharomycetes; Saccharomycetales; Saccharomycetaceae. Gene Ontology annotation, biological process: glycine biosynthetic process; L-threonine catabolic process. Gene Ontology annotation, molecular function: L-allo-threonine aldolase activity. The record is from RefSeq and is a predicted model, not a curated record. Gene Ontology annotation, cellular component: cytosol. The coding region runs from base 1 to 1164 and encodes 387 amino acids. The transcript has a single exon.